This is a messenger RNA of Maudiozyma saulgeensis, 540 nucleotides long. NCBI's taxonomy places the organism in Eukaryota, Fungi, Ascomycota, Saccharomycetes, Saccharomycetales, Saccharomycetaceae. The record is from the annotation of a GenBank genome assembly.
AUGUCUGAUUUUGGUAGAAGGACAUGGAAUAGAGAGGACUACAUUGGAGCGGGCUCCAAGACUGAAACUCCAAUCUUUACAGACGUUCAAUUGACAGCGUUGAAGGUGAAAUAUUCAAAUUAUGAUAAACUUAUGCAACAAACGAAUCUCAAUGUGAAUGAAAAGACCCUUGUUACUAAUGUAUCAUCAUAUAAGAAAGGGAAACAAUUUGGAUUUUAUUGUGAUCUUUGCGAUUUAACUUUUAAGGAUACCUUACAAUACGUUAAUCAUUUGAAUCAUAAGGUUCAUUUGUUGAAAUAUGAAGCACUAUUUGGAGAAUCUCUCAUUUCUGAUACAAGGGAUAACGAUGAUAUACCACUAGAUGAAUUUUCUGAUAGUUAUACACGGUUCGUACAUGAUUUUGUUAAGAAACAUAUUGAUCGUCCUCAACAGCAAAGGAACAAACCUCGACAAAAGAAACCAGUCGAUAAUAAAUCUGUGGAAGAGAAUGAUAUAAGUAAGAUGAUGGGAUUUGGUUCUUUUGGUAGUACGAAGAAGUAA